Dentiscutata erythropus is the source of this 164-nucleotide messenger RNA. The record is from the annotation of a GenBank genome assembly. Lineage: Eukaryota; Fungi; Glomeromycota; Glomeromycetes; Diversisporales; Gigasporaceae.
AAACAAAUAUGAAGAACCAGUUUGAGAUAAUAGCCAAAAACACUGCUGUUGAGGUUGAUUUUUCUAAAGAUAUUAAAAAAUAUCUUUAUUGUUUGCUUAGUGAAGAUAUUAAAAAUACAUUGUUAAAAGUAAAAAAACUACUUGAUAAAGACACAUGGCCAUAG